This is a messenger RNA of Plutella xylostella (diamondback moth), 638 nucleotides long. RefSeq lists its product as uncharacterized. The record is from RefSeq and is a predicted model, not a curated record. NCBI's taxonomy places the organism in Eukaryota, Metazoa, Arthropoda, Insecta, Lepidoptera, Plutellidae.
GUCAAUACAAUACCCAAGCUGAUCUUAUUUCUGCUGGUGAUAGUCCAAGUGUGACGUCACGGAGCCCCGACCAGACUUCUGUUCAGUUGUGCACUCGCCUGUACCCAGAGCCGACAUUAUAAAUACCGCUAUCGAGAUUAGCGGCCAAUAAUAAAAAUUGUCGGAGGCAUCUGCUUCAGUGAAAGCGAAAAUAUAGUUGGUGCAGUUGUGAUUUGGGAUUUUUAGUUUUUUUACUGAAUAACAAUGCCGCGCAUCAGCAGCCCGGACCCGGCGGAGUACAACGAGGAGAGCUACGUCGAUGUCCGCUCGUUGCCGCUCAAGCCGCCGCAGCCGCAGGUCACGCCCGACAAGGCGGUGCGCCGGCCCUGGCAUCCAGUGAUGUGGGAUGACUCGAUACUGGGCAUCACGCCGCCGCCCAAGAACGAUGAUGAUGAUGAGUUCAAAGUGACCCCGUCUCGCGAGUACCCGCACAAGCAGCGCAUCCGCAACCUACGGCGCCUCAUCGCCAACGGCAAGAUCAAGCCCACCUCCGAGACGCUCAUUUUCUUCCUCUGCAACAAGUUCGCCGUGUCCGAUGACAGGGGCGACAAGGGGCCGGUUGACCAGGACGAGUAGGGGCGGCAACGUGUGGGGUGUGG